Melampsora larici-populina 98AG31 is the source of this 645-nucleotide messenger RNA. RefSeq lists its product as uncharacterized. The transcript has a single exon. Lineage: Eukaryota; Fungi; Basidiomycota; Pucciniomycetes; Pucciniales; Melampsoraceae. Bases 1 to 645 code for a protein of 214 amino acids. The record is from RefSeq and is a predicted model, not a curated record.
AUGUCACUCUAUCAUUCACCAAUCCAAUCCAUUCAUCCAUUCUUAAAUCAAUCAUCAUCAACAACAACAACAACAAGACUUAGACCGACUUUAAAAAGAUCUCAAUCUCCUUAUACAUCUGAUCAUCAUCAUCAUCAUCAUCAAUCUAAUCAACAAGAUCGAAAGAAAAGAAAAACUUCACCAAGCGGUGCAUUUGCUAAAUUAUCAUUAACAACUCAUCAUACAUCACCAUCAAAUGAAUCUGAUCCAAUCAAAGCUACCGUCACGACUACUUCUUUAUCUGAUCUUCAACCUAACCUUUCACUAGAUACUCAUUCAGAUCAAAGAAUGAGAUCAGUUUAUUCUGCAUAUGAAAUCGGACCGGACCGAAUCUUUGUAGACUCAUUAGGAUCAGAACCAUCAAGUCCGAUCGAAAGUGUUGAUCUACCGACUCCAAAACUUACAAUCACUUGUCAGAUUCCUAUGAUUCCAAAGUUACCUAUUCCUGAUACUUUAGAUAAACAAGAUCAACAAUUAGUGCUCUAUAAAGCUCCGGUUCAUCUUACUUUAAAUCAUCAUCUUUCUACUUCUUCGAACCUUGGUGAACCUAGUCGGAUUUUGGAAUCUGAUGAUCUUCUACAUGAUGUUCCUAUGGAACUUGAUUAA